UAUUCUGUAUAAUUUCUAGGUAUGUAUUGGACAGUGCAUUUAGAAGGAGGUCCUCAAAGAGUAAAUCAUGCUGCUGUUGCAGUGGGUCACAAAAUUUAUUCCUUUGGUGGAUACUGUAGUGGUGAAGGUUUUGAAGUGAUUGGGAAAAUUGAUGUCCAUGUUUUAGAUACUGAUACUCUUAGGUGGUGUCCAGUUCACUAUACUGAAGCACAAGCAGCACCUUUCAAACGUUAUGGACAUGCAGUUGUUGAAUACAAAGGAAAAAUUUAUCUCUGGGGUGGAAGGAAUGAUCUCAAUGCAUCUAAUAUUUUGCACUGUUUUGAUGUUGAUGAUCGUUCAUGGUCAAUACCUGUCACUGGUGGUAAUAUUCCCAAAUCAGUAGAUGGCCAUUCAGCAUGUGUAAUUGGAGAUUACAUGUAUAUUUUUGGUGGUUAUGAAGAAGAAGCAGAGAAAUUAGUACAGACACUGUAUAGGCUGAACUUUAACACAUUUAACUGGGAGGAAGUUAUAACAUUUGGUGAUCCUCCGUCGAGCCGUGAUUUCCAUACUGCUUCGGCUAUUGGAAAUUGUAUAUAUAUAUUUGGAGGCAGAAGCUCAGAAAACAUGUUGAAUGGCCAGAUUGAACCCGAAUUUUAUUGCAAUAAGAUUGUAUAUUUAAAUACUCAGUCAAUGAAAUGGGUGACUCCAGAAGUUUAUGGUAUCCCACCGUGUGGCAGGAGAAGUCAUUCAGCUGCUGUAUAUGAAAAUGAAUUAUACAUCAUUGGUGGUUAUAAUGCUCUUACCCAGGAACAUCAUAAUGACAUUUAUAAAUUCAGUCCUGAAAAGAAUGCUUGGAUUGAAAUGCAUGCUAAAGGUGAUGGACCUUGUCCUCGCAGGCGGCACUGUUCGUGCGUUGUUGGAAACCGAUUAUUUUUAUUUGGGGGCAGCAGAAGUCCUCCCAGUGAUGAAUCAAUCUUUUUAGAUAUAAGUGAAGGUUUCCAAAAAUUAAUUGAUCAUUCUGAUUUAUAUGUGCUGGAUUUCUUUCCAUCAUUGAAAACGUUGUGCCAGUUGAAAAUAAUAGACUUUCAACUGAAUAUCAAUCGCCUUCCUAGAUUUUUGAUGCAAGAAAUUAGAGCAAUGACAACAAAUAAUAAUAUUUCCCGAAAUGAUUUUUUUCCAAGGAAAGAUUUUGGUGUGUUUGUUUUUUCAGCGUAAAGUCUCAGAUUUUAAACUUGUAAAUACCAAAUGUGUAUAAAUGAAAGAAAAAGUGCAGUUAUUUCAUUUUUACAUGUUCAUGGAUUGUAAAUACAUGCUUUUUGAAAGUACCUCAAAUAUUUAUUUAUAUCCAAUAAAACAAUUUUAUUUAAAUAAAUUUAUAGAUGUUGAAAUUAAA
Stegodyphus dumicola is the source of this 1372-nucleotide messenger RNA. Its product is annotated as kelch domain-containing protein 3. NCBI's taxonomy places the organism in Eukaryota, Metazoa, Arthropoda, Arachnida, Araneae, Eresidae. The record is from RefSeq and is a predicted model, not a curated record. Gene Ontology annotation, molecular function: chromatin binding; protein binding. Gene Ontology annotation, cellular component: cytoplasm.